Didymosphaeria variabile is the source of this 903-nucleotide messenger RNA. RefSeq lists its product as uncharacterized. The record is from RefSeq and is a predicted model, not a curated record. The coding region runs from base 1 to 903 and encodes 300 amino acids. Lineage: Eukaryota; Fungi; Ascomycota; Dothideomycetes; Pleosporales; Didymosphaeriaceae. The transcript has 2 exons.
AUGCAACGGAAGAUGGCACCCCGGCGAUUUGCGCCGCUAGACCCAGCGAAGAAGAAAGAGGGCGAUGACCGACCUGUGCUGAAGGGUAUUGUUUUUGAUGUGGAUGGCACUUUAUGUAAGUCCAAGUUCUGUGCUCGUUAUACCUAUGGUAUCACAACACGCCGUACACAUCUCUCUAUCGCAAUUAUGCGGUCCACACCCACGUCGUUCCAGGAUUCCCACGCCGUCACGUGUCCUGCUCAAUCCCUGGGCGAGGCACGCCAUCACCACUCAAGUAUUACUCCACUGACACAACCAGGCCUACCUCAAAACUACAUGUUCGGCGAGAUGCGUUCCGCCCUCGGCAUCACCAAAGCAACCGAUAUCCUCGACCAUGUCUACUCCCUCCCACCCUCGGAGCAAGAAGAAGCCCAAGAGAAAAUCCGCGCCAUCGAGCGCAAAGCCAUGGCCUCUCAACGCCCGCAAGCCGGCCUCGUCCAACUCAUGGACUACCUCGACUCCCGCAAUAUCAGAAAAGGCAUCUGCACGCGCAAUUUCGAUGCGCCUGUUGAACACUUGUUGACGACGUUUUUACCCAAGAGUUUGUUCCAUCCUAUCGUGACGAGGGAGUUUCGCCCACCGAAACCUGAUCCAGCGGGGAUUUUGCAUAUUGCGAAGGAGUGGAUGUAUGAGGAUGGCGGGGAUGGGUUGAUCAUGGUGGGGGAUUCAAUCGAUGAUAUGACGGCGGGACGGAGAGCGGGAGCUGCAACGGUGCUACUGGAGAGUGAGGCGAACGGGCAUUUGAAGGAGCAUGAGUGUACUGAUUUAGUAGUAAGGCAGCUGGAUGAGCUGAUUGGGAUUUUGGAGAAGGGUUUUGAGGGGAGGGAUAUUGGGGAGACGGAGAAGGAGGCGGAGAAGUUGUGA